This is a messenger RNA of Penicillium cosmopolitanum, 849 nucleotides long. RefSeq lists its product as uncharacterized. The transcript has a single exon. NCBI's taxonomy places the organism in Eukaryota, Fungi, Ascomycota, Eurotiomycetes, Eurotiales, Aspergillaceae. The record is from RefSeq and is a predicted model, not a curated record. Bases 1 to 849 code for a protein of 282 amino acids.
AUGUUUACUUCAAACAAGGGCCCCCUGUUGAGUACGGCACUUGCUAUCUUCGGCCCGGGGUCCUUUCUCAGCACAUUCUUCGCUGAAUACAUCACCUUAACAUCAGCUAUGUUUAAUGCUGAGCUUUCAGGGGAUGCCAUUCGAACUAGUAGCGGUGGCUCAGUCUGUAUUGAGAUUGCCCCUCUUACAAAUAUGCUUUCCACUGCAUACUCAGACUCUUAUGUCGCAUCAGAUUCAUGCGUCACGCUAUACCUUACUGGCUCCACUGGCACACGCUCUAGCUAUAUUUCUGCAUCCUAUGACAUCAUGGCUAAGUGGCUUAAGGAUAUGUUUUCCGACAAAGAGAUCUUGACCAACACUUUAAAUGCUGCUGCAUUCCUUGCAAGCGAGCGUCAAUUUGAACUCCUACAAUCCUACUACACUAUCUACCAAGAUCUUGGCUCCGAAAUGAUGGUUCCGGAUUCUAGCUUGGCAGGCGUGGCUGUCGCUUCCUUCUUCCUGGGCCUCUAUAUCCUCAUUUUGUUUGCUCUUUCAUUGUAUGGAAGUAUCUACCCCCGUUGGACUUUACGACUGGACUCUUUUGCCAUGUUCCGCCUUGGGGCCGCUUUUGGCCAGGACAAUUCCACGGUCCUAGUUACGCGUGCGAAUCAUGAAGUCAAGUUGCUUGACGAAAUUUCUGGUGUGGUUCGGGAUAUUGGUAAUGUUGCAGAUGAUGCAAUUAUACCCAUUGGUCGAGUUGGUUUAGGGGAAGGCAAGCCCCUACGCGCGGGCCGAAGAUAUGAAUGCUAUGAAGGUGACAACGAGCCUUUGACAAUAGCAGAGAAGCGGAAGAUCACCGGUCAAUAUUAA